AUGUAUCCUCUGACACUCCUGAGAAUAUCAAGAAAUAAAAUAGUGGAGCUGGAGCUCAAGAACAACGACCAGCUAAGAGGGCUGCUUUACAAAUGUGACAUGGCCAUGAACCUUCAUCUUAAGAGCGCUACCAUCCAGAAGGAAGACGGAACCUCGGUUUUCAUCAAUGAGUGCUACUUAAAAGGCACGUCAAUCAAGCUUGUAAAGCUGGAGUCAAAAAUCCUUUUGGAACAGAAAGAAGAGGAUGUAUCUAAUAAAGCAUGA
Encephalitozoon hellem ATCC 50504 is the source of this 264-nucleotide messenger RNA. RefSeq names its product U6 snRNA associated Sm-like protein. Gene Ontology annotation, biological process: P-body assembly; nuclear-transcribed mRNA catabolic process; spliceosomal snRNP assembly. The transcript has a single exon. The record is from RefSeq and is a predicted model, not a curated record. Gene Ontology annotation, cellular component: U6 snRNP; spliceosomal tri-snRNP complex; P-body. NCBI's taxonomy places the organism in Eukaryota, Fungi, Microsporidia, Unikaryonidae. Gene Ontology annotation, molecular function: U6 snRNA binding. Bases 1 to 264 code for a protein of 87 amino acids.